Molecule: messenger RNA, 1423 nt
Organism: Papilio machaon (common yellow swallowtail)
Lineage: Eukaryota; Metazoa; Arthropoda; Insecta; Lepidoptera; Papilionidae
Product: zinc carboxypeptidase
Exons: 6
Coding region: 28-1413 (461 amino acids)
Biological process (GO): proteolysis
Molecular function (GO): metallocarboxypeptidase activity; zinc ion binding
Source: RefSeq, a predicted model, not a curated record
ACAGAUAGGACUAUAAAAUAUUUUAUAAUGUUUUUUAAAAUAUUCACUGUUUUAUUUAUAAUUGUUACUUUUGUAAAUACCAGUAAAGUUACUUUUAAUGGACAUAGAGUGUACAAAGUUAUCCCAAAUAAUGAUAACGAGAAAGAAGUAAUAAUUAAUAUACAAAAGCAAGGAAUCGGUGAACUUUGGUUGGACCAGUUCGAUGUACGUGAUGGAGUUAGGAUAACAGUUGCACCGGAAAAAAAUCAACAGUUUCUAGAUACUAUGAAUAAAAACGAUAUUGAAUAUAAAGAAAUUAUUGCAGAUUUACAGCAGGUUAUAGACGAUCAAUUGAAAUCUGCAAGUCGUUCGGACAGAAGCACAAGUUUCCUAUCAUUCAAUUGGGAUAGAUACCACACACUCGAUGAAAUAUCCAACUGGCUUGAUGAACUUCAGUUCAACUAUCCCAAUAUUGUGACUACUGUAGUGAUGGGACGAUCUGUUGAGAACCGAGAAAUUAAAGGAAUCAAAAUUAAUUACAACCCCAAUAGAAAUAAUACAUUAAUCGGUAUGAUAGAAGGUACACUUCAUGCGAGAGAAUGGAUAGUACCAGCUACAGCAACCUGGAUUAUUAAAGAGUUUUUAACAAGUACCGAUCCCGAAAUGAGAGCGUUAGCAGAGAAUAUUGAAUGGCAUAUUUUCCCAGUUGUCAAUCCUGAUGGGUAUGUCUACACUUUUACAACGCAUAGAAUGUGGAGAAAGAAUCGUAGUACACGAAACUUCACAUCGUGCGCUUCAACUGGUGUUGAUGACGACAUGAGUAAUGGAGUCGAUCUCAAUAGAAAUUUUGAUUUCGCAUGGAUGGAAGUGGGAGCGUCUGACAAUCCUUGCACCAAUACAUUCGCUGGACCGUUCGCAUUGUCAGAGCCCGAGGCUAGAGCCGUCGCUGACUAUGUAUUGACGCUAAACAAUCAAGGAAGACUUAUUUAUUACUUCGGUCUUCAUUCAUACACUCAAUUGAUUGUUGUACCCUACAGUCACAUUACAGCUGAAGAGUCUGCUAAAUUAACAAAUUAUGCAGAUAUGUAUGAAAUCGCAGUAAGAGGUACUGAAAAAUUAAAGGAAAGAUUCGGCACAGAAUACAGAGUUGGAGUUUCGGCUGACAUUAUGUAUCCAAUGAGUGGUACAAGCUUUGAUUGGGUAAAGAACGUAACAGAUGUUCCAGUUUCAUUUCUCAUCGAGUUAAGAGACCUUGGCGAAUAUGGAUUCCUUUUGCCUGCAAGUCAAAUUAUCCCUAAUAAUCUAGAAAUCAUGGACGCUCUAUUGGAGAUUGAUAGAACGACCAGGCGAUUGGGUUAUUAUUAUUCAGGGACAAAUAAUCUUAUAUCUUCUUUAACUUUGAUUGUAUUCUCAAUUCUGUUAAAUUAUUUGUAAAUUAAAAGUU